AGGCGAAAGGGUUGGGAACACACCGUGGAAACGGGAAGAGAAACUGAAGCGACCGGUGGUGAGGUUUUGCUCCCAAUCCCCCCUCGCCUCGACGCCUCCGCCGCAUCCUCCCAUCCCUCUCGCCGCGCCGCCGCAGCGUAGCCUCCGUCCGGAUGGCCAGCGCCAGCGGUGGGGUUCGGGCGACGGACGAGAUCCCGGACGUGGAAAUGGAGGUCGUGGAGUGGCCGCCGGAGGAUCCGGGGCGAAUCGGGUCGAAGAGGGUUAGGGAUUCGCCCAUCGCCAAGGGCUCCUAUGGUUUUUGCGGAGUGGCUACUGCUGAGAAGAAACCAACAAAUGGUUCACAGACUCUGCCAGAUUCUAAUUUGAGAUUUAGUAGCUCAUCUCCCAGUGAAGAUCUGGAGAAUGAAAUCAAAAGGCCUACCAAACCAUGUAUCUUUUAUGUUCAAGGUCGGUGCAAGAAAGGAAAUAGUUGCACUUUCCUUCACGAAAGAGAGGGUCCUGGUUCUGAUAACCGGUGGAGUAACGAAGACAAGGAUGGUCUGCUCACACCAGUUGCUUAUGGAAAUUCUAUAGGUUCCAAACAAGGGUCUCAAUUACUACAUCUAUCCAACUCGAAAGCGCCCCUGUUUAAGAAUCCAGAGGGUUCAUCAAAAGAUGAGCUAUACCGGACCCUUAUUCAUGCGUAUGGUGAAGAUAAUAAGAGGUUGACACAUCUUGUUGAUAAACAAACCUCUCCCACUCUGGGGAUUUCACAAGGGAUGAUUUGCAGAAUUGAUGAUUCAUUGAGUAAAAAACCCACCACUCUUACAAAUGGGCUGGUUCAAAUUCCAGUAGUUCAUGAGAAGAAUCACGAACCUUAUUUCAUGGGACGGCAUAUUAGUUUGACUCCUGAUACCUAUUUGGUUGAUAGAAGUACCUUUCCAAGAUUGCAUCUGGAUGGAGAAAUGCUGCAGUUUGAUGUGGACAAGGGAAACGGCUCAAGUGAUUCUCAUGUCUCAAGAGCUUACCUUGAAACAAACCCCGCAAGUUCAAACAAUCGGUAUCGAUCAUUAGCUUAUGGUGGAACAACAGAGAAUCUUCCUCAAGCACAUCAGAAAGAACAUCGUUCUAGCCAUGCCUCAUACAGCUCGCAUAGCUUAACAGGAUUCAGAAAUCCAGGAUUUUCUAGUUCUGAUCAUUCCUUUGGUAGCCCAACUCUCCAAACAUCUCACCUAAAAAUGCUAUCUUCUCAUCAGCUUACACCUGGUAUCAAGAAGGCUGGUCUCCAUAGGUAUGAUGAUGUUGACAAGGGAUGUGGUACUUAUAGGCCUGUGUUACUUGCAAGCGAUUCACCUCAAGCUUCUAUUGUGUCAGCUGGGUCCCUUUCUCCAAUCAAGGAUGAGGUCUGGGAAACAUCAGUGCCUUUUGUGCCGUCUUUCAGUUUUCCUGAUAGCACAACAUCUUCAAGAAGUCAAUAUGACCCGUUUGUUGAUAGUGUUGACCCUCCUAAAGUUGAAAGUACAAAUAAUCUCAGGUCAGCAAAUAUAUCCUGCAGUAUUUCAAGUCAACAUACAAAUCAGAAUGCAAGUACUGACAAAUUACUAAAUUGUGAUGACAAAUUGACAAGGAAUAUGUCCGUCAAAGGAUCAAAUGAGCUUGCAUUUUUAAUUGCAUCUGGUAGGGUACGCAGCUCUAGCCUGCAUGGUAAUGAUAGAGUGAAAGCUUGUGACAGGAAAAACGAUGCAGCUAGUAACAAUGAGAAAACAAGAGAAUUUCGUUUCCGUUUGGCAGAACAUGUCAAGGAGUUGGUGAAACCAAUUUGGAAGGAAGGUUAUCUUAGUAAAGAUGCUCAUAAAAUGGUAGUGAAAAAGUCUGUGGAUAAGGUUCUUGGUUCGCUUGAACCAGAUCAAGUACCAGCUACUGAAGAGCUGAUAACCAAUUAUUUGACCGUCUCUGGGUCAAAGAUAGAAAAACUUGUGAAGGCAUAUGUUGAUAGGCAUCAUACAGCAUGACAACCUUCUAGAUGUUGAAUUACAGCACCACCAAGAUGGGAACUUGAGCCUGCUGUCCUACCAGUGUGGUUAACCUACAUUUCUGGGCCCAAGCAGUUUUAUUGGCAGAAGACUGAACAUUCUUCAAUUGACAAAGGUUGCGGGAAAAAAAAACUCUGGAGUGCUGCUGAAGCAGAGAAGAGCAUUGAUACUAUUGGAUUUGGAUGUUACGUACAGGCAGAUAAGAGAGUAGCUGAUAUGAAGCUUGCCAAAGAUUUUGCUGGGACAACGGAGAAGUACAGGAAACUUCAGAAUCUUGCGAUUCAGAGA
This is a messenger RNA of Phragmites australis (common reed), 2300 nucleotides long. Its product is annotated as zinc finger CCCH domain-containing protein 36-like. Gene Ontology annotation, molecular function: metal ion binding. The coding region runs from base 153 to 1991 and encodes 612 amino acids. The transcript has 7 exons. Lineage: Eukaryota; Viridiplantae; Streptophyta; Magnoliopsida; Poales; Poaceae. The record is from RefSeq and is a predicted model, not a curated record.